AGACUACAAAUCUACGAAACAUAAAGUGUGUUGCUGUUCCAUCCAUAAAAGAGACAACCUUGUAAUGAACCUUUUUCAUUGCUAUGUAGAUCGAUGAUAAUGUCCAGGGUUCAUCCUUCAUUGAGAAAAUUAAACGAUGAUGAUGAUGAAGAAGGCCCUGCAGCAACCAUGAGACUGAGUCCGUCGGCGUGGACCGUGUGGAAGAAGUCGAGCAUGGCGUUUCAAGGAACGGAUGGGUUCUCCAUCUACGACAGCGAGGGGCGACUGGCCUUCCGGGUGGACAACUAUUCGAGGAAGCACAAGUGCUUUGCAGGAGCACUCCUGCUGAUGGAUGGAGAAGGGAAGGCUCUGAUGGCUCUGAAGCCUCAGCAGAUUCUGAGCGUGCGUGACAAAUGGAGUGGAUUCAAAUGCGGGGAUGGUCUGGAAAUGAGUCACAGAACUCAUGCUUUCUCCAUGAGGAGGAGGUCCAUCCUCAACGGAUGUGAGCAAGCAGAGGUGUUCAUGGAUUCAUCGUCUUCCGCUGCCAGCUUCAGGACUGAAGGCUGCUUCAGAAGAAGAAACUGCGAGAUCAAGGACGGGAAGGGAGAGGAAGUGGUGGCGCGGAUCAGUAGGAAGAAGGUGAAGAACAACUCGGUGACACUGGGAGACGAUGUGUUCAGCUUGGUGAUUCAACCAGGAGUGGAUGCAGAGCUCGUCAUGGCGUUUCUUGUCGUCAUGGAUCGCAUCUUCUAGUAAUA
Messenger RNA from Zingiber officinale, 737 nucleotides. Its product is annotated as protein LURP-one-related 5-like. NCBI's taxonomy places the organism in Eukaryota, Viridiplantae, Streptophyta, Magnoliopsida, Zingiberales, Zingiberaceae. The record is from RefSeq and is a predicted model, not a curated record. The transcript has 2 exons. The coding region runs from base 94 to 732 and encodes 212 amino acids.